This is a messenger RNA of Symphalangus syndactylus (siamang), 738 nucleotides long. RefSeq names its product collagen alpha-1(I) chain-like. NCBI's taxonomy places the organism in Eukaryota, Metazoa, Chordata, Mammalia, Primates, Hylobatidae. The record is from RefSeq and is a predicted model, not a curated record.
AUGCGCGGGCGCGAGGGCAGGGAGCUGCCGAGAAACCGGCAGGCGCUGCGGCCAAUGGGCGCCCGGAACGGUCUGGGCCCGCCAAUGACAGCGUGGUGGGUGGAGCCGGCCGUCCGGGCGGGAGGGGCUGGGCGCAUCCCUGUAGCCGGCGGACGCGCGAUCCGGGACGGACGGGGUCGCGGGGGACGCGGGGGACGGCGGGGAACAGCAGGGGACUGCGGGUCACGUCCUGGCCGCCGAGGUGAGUGCGGGCCCCGGGGACCGUGGGUCCCCUCGCGGGAUUUUGAGAGUUGCACUUCUGCCCGGCUCCCCCGAAAUCGCUGGGUCCCACCCGAGGUGGCGGCGCCCCCGACCCCCUGCGCAGAUGUUUCAGGGAAGGGGCUGAGAACUCCCCCAGCAGCUCCCCCUUCCGCGGUGCCCCCGGACCCUCAGGAUAACGGCGCGGGCCUGGGCGGGGGGAGCAGGGACUGGCAGCAGGGACCCCCGGCCCCAGGGGCAGGAGCGAAUCCCGAUCGGCUGAAGGAGCCGGAGGGGCGAGCGGGCUGCGCCUGCGGCUCGUGCAGUAACUUAGAUUUUCCGGUAAAGGAGAAGAAUGCGGUCCGUCUCAGGAUGGAGAGAAGGACCGGUGUUCCAAUAUCUUAAUGACCGUCAGUCUCUGGGGACUCACAGUGGGGGUUUAAUGAAGAAAACAGAAGGACUUGUUGUGAUACCUCAACACUCUGCCACCACCGAUAGCUA